This is a messenger RNA of Nematocida homosporus, 3576 nucleotides long. RefSeq lists its product as uncharacterized. The transcript has a single exon. The coding region runs from base 1 to 3576 and encodes 1191 amino acids. Lineage: Eukaryota; Fungi; Microsporidia. The record is from RefSeq and is a predicted model, not a curated record. Gene Ontology annotation, molecular function: protein binding. Gene Ontology annotation, biological process: intracellular signal transduction; cyclic nucleotide biosynthetic process.
AUGCGGGUAGUCUUAUCUGGGGCCGCUGACGUAAUAGAUGAUGGGGUAGCACGUGUGCCUCGAGUUGCCGUGUCAUUUGCUGCCGGAGAUGGUUUAGAUGAUUUUGGUGAUGAUUUAGAUGGUAUAAGUGGUUUGGGUGAUAAUUUAGAUAGUAUAGAUGGUGAAAUUAGUGUUGGUUUGGAGAGUUUAGAAGUUUUGGACGGUUUUAGUAGUGGUGGUAGUGUUAAGCAGGAAGAAGAUUUAGUGCAGGAGUUGGCGCGAGAGUGUAUGGCUAAAGAUUGCCUGGAUCGAGAAAGGACGGGGAUGGCUGAGAAUGAAGUGAGUGUAAAGGAUAUCGCUGAGGAUAGAGUGGGGACGAAUCUGUUGCCGGUGCUCUGGAAGGGGGAGGAAGGAGGGAAGGACAUGGCUAUGGUGUUGAUGCGGUUUUCAAGACAGCGUAUUAAUACGGUGCACCAUCCUUCUAUUGGACUGGCGGACUUGGUGCUGGAAAAAGACUUUGUGAAUGGGCUGGUGCCGGUGCGGAGGAGGCUGCUGCGAGUGGAGAUUCUGGGCCGGCUAGCUACUCUGUGGGUGUCUUAUCAGACGACAGUUGAGGAUAUUUUGGACGCCGUGGUGAGUGAUGUAGUGGGAGUGAAGAAGGAGAACUUAUCACUGCUUUUAGAUACUAUAAAUGGUAGUAGAUUGCUGCCUUUGGAUGCCCGGCCGAUGCUAGAGGUAAUUCAAUGGAAGUUAAACCAGUCACUUCUGAACAUAAUUGAAGGACGGAUUGUGCCGCAACAGAAACUAUUGCGCAAUUCGGGGUUUGAAUUGCGGGUGGUUAAACGGGUAGUGCGCGGCUUACCGGACCACAUAGAUAGUGAUGGCGUGCUAUCUUAUUUUCCUCCUGAUGAUGUAACUGAACGACGUACAGUGGCGGCUGGCUUGAUUUGGAAUGUGCUCUGGUCAUUGGGCCAGGACUUGGCUUUAAUCGGGCUGGGUAUUUACUGGGUGCUGAAGUGGUUGGGAUUAGUAAGAAAGCGAAUACUAGCCCCGGCUGGGUCUAGGAGGGGUAAGGGAGGAGAGAUGGAGGAGUUAAUGAAUCCGCGGUGGGUUUCCUUGAAUAUGUCCGGUAUGGGUUUGACUGCCAUUCCUGCUGUCGUGUUUAAGAGUGCUAAUAUUAAGCACUUGAACAUCUCUAAUAACCGCAUUGAAGUUCUACCGGCAAUGCUAAACCAGCUGAACCUUUCUUCGUUAGAUGCCUCUAAUAACUGUAUUUCGGUUAUUGAGGAGCCUUUGUUGAUUCCGGUGCUUAACUUACGGAAUAAUCAUUUACUUGAGUUCAAUAGUAAGUAUGCAUACCAGGAGAUAAACCUGUUGGGCAAUCCUUUGAAAUACUUUCGGGCACAUACGGAGACUUUGUACUUGCGCGAGAUUGUGGCGACUAAACGCAUUCAUGGGAGCUUGGCUGGGCUGAAGCGCUUAAGCAUUGCUGAUGUGGAGUUAAAACGGUUUGUUGGUAAGUUUAUGUGCUUAGAACACUUACAGUUAAUUAACAAUAGUCUAGUGGAAGUAUCUAUCUUUGCACCUAAUUUAAAAACAGUAUUGUGCUCCCAUAACUCUUUAACUGACUUUCCUUUUGUGGAGCAGAAGAGGUACCCGGCGGACUUUUAUGGACUGACCUCUAUUUCUUUGCCUUAUAACUGCUUAAACUUAAUUCCUAGUCGGGUAUGGGAGCUGCCUUUGACCUACUUAAACUUAUCUUAUAACCAGAUUGUUCGGGUGGACCCGGCGGUACGACAGCCGACGUUGCGGCACUUGAAUGUAUCUGGAAACCAAAUUAAGGAAGUCUUGAAUCUCAACCGAUUGAGUGAACUGGUCUGCUUUAUUGCUGGCUUUAAUAUGCUGGAGAGUUUAGUUGGGCUGGAGUCUUUGAGUGGUUUGCGCUAUUUGUCUUUAUCCUACAACUUGUUCCGGUUUAUUCCCGACAUGUACCCCUUGAAUGGUCCUUCUGUCUCGGCUUCUGGCGAGAUCCGGCCGGGGUCAGAAGUUAAGCACCGAACCUUGGAUAUAACUGGGAACAAGUACUUAUCCAUUUCAAGCAAGGAGAAGGAAAGAAUGCUGAAAGAAGGAACCAAGAUUAUUAAGCGCGAUGAGAAGAGUUCAUUUAUGCACCUGCGGGGCAUGGUGGGGGAGAAGAGUAUUUGCCGGUACUGUCGGGUGAAAAUUCCCAAAGAGAAACACCGUGAUAAGAAAGAGAAGGCAGAAAUUAGGUCUAGUGAAAGAGCUCGCUGCAUUCAAAAGGAAUUUCAGGCAGUUCUCUAUCCGAACUAUCCCGGGACGCCGAUUAAUGCUAAGUUGUGCAUCUAUUUCUCUUCAAAAAGCCCGAUAAUCAAAAGCACUGUGCAAAGUGCAAUCUUAAAGAUAGAAAGACUGCUCUGCAGUGAAACUGAAGAGACUAUCCAUACUCGCUGGAAGCAUUAUAAGCAGAAGAUGAUCCAAUUCUUCCGAGAUAUUCGCCACGAAGUCUUUCCUGAUAAGGUUGAGCUGCUGGCCGCUGUAGUAAUGACUGAUACGCUUAUUUCAAUCAUGGGCAUUGAGUCCCUAGAGAUAAUCCUUGUGCAAAACGAGCGAGGCGUCUACUUAAAGUCGGGCAAACACUUUGAAAUGGCCUGGGGUACUAAGAAAAGGACUGAUCAGUGUAUUGUGCUGAUGCAUCGGUCUAUUUUACAAGCUAUUUCAAUCAAUGACUUUAUUGCGGCCUAUCGGAGAAACAGCUCUUUAACUGAAGCUAAAUCCUUCCUGCUGACCCAUGAGUUAAAGAAUUCCACCUGUGUGCUUAUUCCUAUCACGCAUAAGAGUGAGUCUCUAAUGUUCAAAAAGGACGCAGAGUCCUCGGCUCCUAAGAUUCUGGAAAGUCUGACCAUGUACAAUCUCUCUUCGCAGCUUAUGAAAGUUCCGGUUGUGGUAUUUACUGAUAUUGCCAACAGCACCAAACUAUGGUCGAUGGACCCAAUAAGAAUGCGUGAGGUAUCAAAAGCCCACAACAUAACUAUUCGCGAGCUCAUGCACAAGUAUGAUGGAUACGAAGUCAAAACAGAAGGCGAUGCCUUUAUGAUGAUCUUUUACGAUGAACAAUGUGCUAUGGAAUUUGGCUCAGAAAUACAUCUGGCCCUACUAACUAAGAACUGGCUGGAAAUCGCGAUUGAAAACAAUCCUCUUAUAUAUGCCAAAAGGAAGCCUAUCUAUCGCGGCCUGCAAAUUCGGGUUGGCAUGAGUAAAGGUGCUUGUAUCAUUGAAAAUGAUCCGGUUACAAAACGACUUGAUUUUUACGGUAAGUCAGUUAUUGAAGCGGCCCGACUUUGUAGUAUUGCUAGUGCCGGCGAAACCUUUAUUUCUCAAUCGAUGUACAACCGGGUCAAAGAGUUGCAGAACUGCUCCUACAUGAUUAUGGCCCGUGGAGUUGCUGUCUUAGCUGGACUGACCAAAGAACCCCACCAUGUUUAUGAGGUCCUCCACAAAAAGCUCCGCCGCCGACUCCUACUGCGCUCUGCCCUGGGUGUAAAGAAGUGUCCCUGGCUUAUCUCCACGACGCCAUAA